Pseudomyrmex gracilis is the source of this 1728-nucleotide messenger RNA. Its product is annotated as protein THEM6-like. The record is from RefSeq and is a predicted model, not a curated record. The transcript has 5 exons. NCBI's taxonomy places the organism in Eukaryota, Metazoa, Arthropoda, Insecta, Hymenoptera, Formicidae. Bases 768 to 1439 code for a protein of 223 amino acids.
AAGUUUUAAACGUGAUUAGCGAGCAUUAACGCUAUUAUUGUUAUUUGUUUCUGGUACACUCAAUUUCAUUAAUUCCUUCACUCAUGAAGUUGCGUCGUCGUUGUUAUGUCAUGUGUCUAAAUAUUAUUGGUGCAACUUCACAUGUAAAUACUCUAUAAAAUUGAAUGUUUUGUUUAUGAAACGAUAAAAACUGGCUGAUAUGAUCUGUCAGUAAUAAAUCAAGUACGAUUACGCAUAAUCAAGUUAAUUUGUAACACAAAUAUUUAUGAGAAAAUACAAGUGUAACUCAUACAUACGUAAUAUUUCCAUAUAUUUACGAAUCUAAAAGAAUUUAUUAUCUACUUGUGUUAGUACAAUUUUAUUAUUUAGGAAUUUUGAUUGGUUUCCCUAACUCUCAUUCAUAAUUCUUUUUAUUUCGCGAAUGCUUAAGGAAAUAACUAUGAAAAAAUACUUGUGUUUUAUAACAUAUAUUCAAGGUUCGGAAUGUUGCUCUUGUAUAUCUAUAUAAUCUUGUCACGUACACAAAAUGAUUUGUAAAAAGGUUUAACAUGUCAAUUCUGCUGCGGUUUGCUUGGGAUAUUUCAUUACAAUGAGAAAUCAACAUUUCCACUCACGAGAAGAUAGGUCUUUAAUCGACGCAUUAAUAAACUGUCUGGACGAAUCGAUAAAAAAACACCGGUGUGAGCUACUGGUGCAGCAAUAAAUUUGCUAACUGCAACUUCUGUUAAUUCAUUGGGUAUUUUCGACGAGCAGAAACGAAGAUCAAAAUGAUGACUUGUUGGGUCCUCGUCGGGGUUCUCGGUGUCAUCGUGUUUCUAUAUGGCCUUAUUGAAUUCCACUAUUUUGUGCGCAUGCUCUUCACCAUCAUCUACGCACGUUUUUGCAAGAAGAGAGUGAACAUUCUCGAUGAAACUGUGGUUUAUGGAAUUUGCACAACCACUGAUAUAGAUACUCUUUUAUAUCACAUGAACAACACGAGAUAUCUUCGCGAGCUCGAUUUUGCGAGAGCUGAUUUUUUCGAAAGAACAGAACUGUAUCGAGAGAUUUGUUCCCAAGGAUCAGGUUUUCUACAGGGAGCUGCUACUAUACGUUACAGACGUUUUAUUAGACCACUAACAAUCUUUAAAAUAACGUCUAAGAUUAUUUAUUGGGACGAAAAGGACGUCUUCAUGGAGCAUCGAUUCAUUACGCCGAGCGACGGUUUUAUAAGAGCCAUAGCAAUUUGUAAGCAAAGACUUCUUAACUGCAACGCUGAUGCUGUUAUCGGCGCUUUAAUAAACCGUAGAGUAAAGCAAAAUGGAAAUAUCGAAGCAGGUGUGACGCAGAUAUCUGUCGUGCGGCCAGAAAUGCCACUAGAAGUGAGCAAAUGGAUCGAGAGCAAUGAGAUAUCCUCAGCAAAACUGAGGAAUGAAUCGAUUACGGUAACAACGCACUGCUGACAAAAAGAUGAGACAGCAUCAAGCAGUGAUGCUGUGAUAAACAAUGUUGCUGUGAUGUAUGCAACUACGACUGUGUAACAAUUAUGUUAGGAAUGCUAUAUUUUUAUUCUUUUUAACCAUCAGAUGGUAUCCUAAGUUGAAUUCCGGAAAGAAAUCAAGUAAUUAUGAUGUUUUCUGUAACUUGUAACUUCUUUAAGCUUUUCUCGAUAAGCUCAUGUAAAUUAUUUUGUAUAGGUUUCAAAUUCUUGCUAUUAUUACUAUUUGAAGUAAAAUAAUUGUUACUCUUAUU